Messenger RNA from Drosophila hydei, 8853 nucleotides. RefSeq lists its product as uncharacterized. Gene Ontology annotation, biological process: protein linear polyubiquitination. The transcript is spliced from 18 exons. Gene Ontology annotation, molecular function: ubiquitin protein ligase activity; K63-linked polyubiquitin modification-dependent protein binding; linear polyubiquitin binding. The record is from RefSeq and is a predicted model, not a curated record. NCBI's taxonomy places the organism in Eukaryota, Metazoa, Arthropoda, Insecta, Diptera, Drosophilidae. Gene Ontology annotation, cellular component: LUBAC complex. Bases 168 to 8570 code for a protein of 2800 amino acids.
UAUAUGUAUAUAUAUAUAAUAUAUAUAUAAGGCUAACAUCUAGCAAAAUUUUUUGAGUGCGGCGCGACGUGGCAAGUAAAUUCGUAUUAUCAGAUCAAAAUAGAAAUAAGGAGAAGAAGAAGCAGAAGCUAGACAAGAACCUGUAGCCGACAAAGCUAACGACAACUAUGAAGAUGACGACACACCAAUUGCUCAACAGAAACGUACGCACAAUGCCCGACUGGGUGAAUGAGGCGAAUGAUCGCAUUGGACCCAAGCCGCCGCCAACGCCAAUGAAUGGCAACGCGUCAAUGAAUGGAGCUCAGCUCAAGGUGCCGGCCCUGCCUCCCAAAACGAAGAACACACCCGAACCCGACUACGAAGUCAUCGAGUUCUCCAAUCAGCAACAGUACUCAAAUGAGCCUAUGAAAACUACACAGAUCCGUACCAAAACGCCAGAGAACAAACUGAAAUGCACACUGUGUGGAUCGCAGAAUCCGUGGGUAACCUGUGCCGAGUGCGCUGGCCAAAUCUUUUGCGCCUCAUGCGACGACAUGUUCCACAAGCAUCCCAAGCGCAGGCAGCACAUACGCAAGGCUGCGGAGCAGGGCACACCGCCCAUACCACCCAAGGCGGGUGCUGGAGGAGCGCCACCGCCGGUCGCACCACCGCGACGCAGCAAACGUGGUUUGUUGACACCGUUUCUGGGCCGCAAGGAACAGAUGUUGCCACCGCCCUCGCCGACGCCGUCGCAUAAGUCCGCCGGUGGCUGGCGGGGCCCAGCAGUUGCGCCGCAAAUGAAUAAUCGCCCGUUGCCGGAGCCGCCACGGCCAGCGCCAAGUGAGGGCGGCGGCUCCUCUCGCUCGGGCACGCCCAAAUCAGUAUUCGACACAAUCAGCCGUCCGCCCUCGGUGCAGCUGGAGAAGAUUAAGAGCAAGGCGAACGCCACACUGGAUCGCAUGGCCCUGUUGCAGCAACGCUAUCGCCAGCAGAAGGCGCAGCACGAGCCAGGCAACCCCGAACAGCAGCUGAACUUCGAGCAUUGGUCAAACAUUUCACCAUCGCCCUCGCAUUUUCGUUCCGGCAGCAUGUCAUCCGGUUUGAACUCAUCGCAUUUUGAUCUAUCCGAUGAUUCACACAAUUUUCACAAUUCCCUGCUGUUCCAACAACAACAACAACAACGACAGGCAGCGGGCGCUCAGCGUCGUCAAAUGAGCACUUCCGUCUUCAAUUUGAACAGCAUGAGUCCGCGUCGGCCGCUCGCAGAGAAUCAGCACACGGGCUCAGCCUGGGUGGCCAAUCAGCGCAUGCAACAGGCUCAGUCCAUGGCGCACCUCAACUGCGCUGGCUGCCAGAGUCAACAGCCCAAUUGGCCAGGACAUGCGCAUCCACACGAUGAGUGGUCACAGUUUGGUUCGCAGCAGCAGUUCAAUCACUCGAAUCUGUCGCUCAACGUGGGCGCCGGCUAUUUGCCACAGCAUCCGCAGCACAUGCAGCAGCAUCCGCACUAUCCGCCACCUGUUUUCAUGACACAACGCGGCAUUAUGCCCAACAUGUAUCCGGGCGCGGCGGGCUAUCCCAUGAUGCAUCCAGGUGUUAUGGGCAUGCCACCCACAGCUGCCUCGCGUGCCACGUCGCGCGCUCGCUAUGCUGCCUCGCCCACGCCCAGUCGCAAGUCCAUGUCGAUGCGCCGCAAGCGCAGCAGCUACGUUGACGAUGAGCUGACCGAUGAUGAGGACUCGGAUCAGGACGAUCGUCGCUCCUUGGUCUCCAACAGAUCGGGCAUGACGAGCGCCUCGCGAGCUCAUCAGCAUCAUCAGCGCCAGCGACGCAUGUCCAGUGCCUCGCAGCUCAUCAGCAAUGGCAACGGGGCUAACGACGAGCUGGAUGGCGAGCAGCGACAUGCUGGCAGGCAGCACAAGAUGCGGGAUCGUCGCGGAUCCAUAGCGAAGAGUGUGCAGAGCGAAUGGCUGCCCGAGCGUCGGGACUCGAAUGCCAGUGCCGCCGGAACCUUGAAGCGAAGUCAACAGCAAGAGGCGCCCAAAACAAGUCGCAUCUACUCGGAUCUGGAGUCCGAGGGUUCGGGUGCACGCGCUUUGGUGCAAGCCAAAAUACAGCAGAAGCUCCAAGAGGCAGAUCAACAAAAGGUCAAGAGAGCCGAGUCGAAGCGCAAGCCCGAAAUGAAGGACGAGAACACGCAGGCUGCGGCUGUGGUGCAGAAAGUGCCUGAAGCGCCAGCCAAGCCCACAGAGCAGAGCGAAUCGGAGUACGAGGAAGUCGUGGAGGAAGUGACAGCUUCGGAGACCGAAGAGGAGCAACCGGCAGCCAGUGCAGCAGCUGAGCCCGAAGCUGGCGAAGAUGAUCUGGGCCCGCCGCCCUCGACACCCGAUCACGAAUGGGAAUGCGAGUUUUGCACAUUUGUGAACGAGCCAAACAUCAAAAUCUGUGCCAUCUGCUGCAAGACGCCCUGCAAGCAGCCAGCGAAGCCCAAGGAAGCCACAGCUGCGCCUAAGCCAACAAAAGUUCAGUCGGAGUCGAAGCUCGUGCGCAAGAGCUCCAUGAAAGCCACGACAAGGCCAACACUGGAGCAGGCUGUGCAAGGCAACAGCAAGGCGCCAGCUCAAGCAGCCGCAGCCACAGCCACAGCCACAGCCAAGUCCAAGCAGGCAACCACAGCCACAAGCACCACCAGCAAGAAGCCGACAACAGCAAUCAAGUCCAAGCUGAAGACCACAACAGGAAAUCAAACAGAAAACUCGCUGGGCCCGGGCUUCAUACACAAAGAAUCCGUUGAGAAUAUAUGGAAUACACUGGAUGAGAGCAUACAGGCGCAGGCGGAGCAGGUGCUAAAGCAGUCCAAGAAAAUCUCCACUGGCUGCGGCGGGACACCGCCGCGCGAGCUGCCAACGCAAACGGCUGCACGCGAAAUGGGCACCUCGCCACCACCGCAAAGCAUCUCGACACAAACCUACGACGCUUUGCCCUUCGGCGCGCAGCCAGAGACGCAGCCCGAGCCGGAACGUUACCGAACACCCGAACCAGCUAAGAUGGAACGCAAGCCCUACUAUCGCAGCAGCUCACAGCUGACGCAGGAGAACGAACGCUAUCGUAACUCGAACGACUUGCGGACUGCGGAGAGCAUGUCCAACCAGCUGACGCGCAGGCCCAACUUUAUCAAUGAUCUUAAAGUGCUGCAGCACCAAACCUCUUCGCCCUUUGACUUGCCGCACGAGUCGCUCGGCCAUAGGCACGAGCCCGCUAGAGAUCCCGAAAUCGAAAUGCAUAUUAUACUCAAGGAGCUGGAGCUGUAUAAGUUUACGGUGGAGGAGCUGGAAGCAGCUCUUAAGUACUGUGGACCCGACGUACAUCCCAUACAGUGGCUGCGCGAGAACUGGCACAAGCUGGUCCAAACCGUGCAAAGCCUGUCCACAAAGUACGGCCAGGAGCGCGCGGAGAAUACCAUCGGCACCAUCUCGCAGAACGAGGCGAGGGAAGCGCUGCGCAGCUCGGCCGGAAAUGUUUGGCAGGCGGUCGCCGACUGCAUACAGCAGCGCCAGCAAAAGUAUCGCAAGCUCGCAGCGAAGGGCAACUUUCUGAGCGAGGACAUUGUGAAUGCGCUGACAGCGCAUCAAGGUAAUGUGGACCAGGCACUGGUCGAACUGAAUCGCACACAGCUUAAACCAUUUCUAAUGCGCAUCUGGGGCUCGCCGAAUGGCGUGGAGAAUGAAAGUGCGGCUGUAGAUAACCAAUCGGAUAUCCAUGAGUUUCUGAACACUCACGCUUUGGACUGUCUGCAGCUGCAGAGCAGCGAGAGUCCUGCCUUAGCCUAUUCAUACGACGACAAUUCCAGCCCAGCGAAGUCUGCCUAUGCCACGCCCAGUCCGUAUCAGCUGGAGGACGGCACAUUGAAGAAUCUAGAGAUUCUGAUUGGCAAUAUGGAGCAGAAUCAGGCCAAGCAGAACCAGGAAGUUCUGCGCUCGAUAGAGACGAUGCUGGAGACUUUCAAGGGCAAGCCCGAGCUGGAAUACGAAACAGAUCCGGAAGUGAUGCGUAUUCUCACCAAAAGCCCCAUUAGCACACUCAAAUCGCCCUCGGCUCUGCCAGAGAAGUCCAGUGAUGACGUCAAGAACUUUGUCUGGCAACAUAUUCAGGACAUUGUUCCCAACUUGGUGCAACAGGUGGAGCAAGAGCUCAUGGAACCCACGGAGGUAGCCCAACCCACAGUCACAGCUGUGCCCACAGAGACAGUGCCCCAGAAGGAGGCGACACCAGCGCCUGAUCCGGCAGUUUACAUUAUGGAAGAACUCAUCAAGCCUAACUUAAGAGAGAGUUCCAUGCGCGAGGAGUUACCUCCCAAUUUCCUUUAUGCUACAGAAAUAGCCAAUUUCAAACUAGAGUUCGAUCGUGCCACGGAGAGGUUGCAUGAGCAGCAGUGGCAAUUGGAUGAUUUCGAAGAUGCCGAGCGUAUAGUCUACAAAAGCUUUUUAGCACCUCAAGUGGAAGCUGUCACAGAAGAAGUAUUGCCAGAGCAUGUUAGUGAAGAGAAGAAUCAGAGUUCAACAGAUCUGGAGAGUCCUGUGACUGCAGUUGGAGUCACUGAGGUAGAAGCGGCUCAGAACUUACAGCCAGCAGCACUUAGAGUUACACAAAUGCAACAAGAAUCCGAUGCAGUCAAAGAACCAGAGGAAGUUAUCAUAGAAGAGUCUAUUAAUCAGGCAGCCGAGGCAACGGUCUCUGCUAAAGCCGAGACUGCACCAGAGCAGACAGCCACAAAUGAGGCCAAGGAAACUGCGACAGCAGCUGAGACACAAGCUAAGCUGGACGACAAGCCCAGCACUAGCCGCGAAGCCUACAAGAGAAAUAGAAGAUCCCAACUGCCGAAGAAAGGCAGAAGUCAAAGAGAUCAAAGUCAAAGGCCAACAAACAGAAAUCGCUUGCCAAAUAAUGCAGAGAAAGUUGAGCAACAGAAGGAAGCAAAGGAGCAGGCACAGCAUGUUGCAAUGAAAGCUAUAAAUGAGGCAGAGCUAGAAGCUGCACUGGCUGCAGCUGAAGUAGAAGACGAAGCUAAAGGCAGCGAAAAGCAAGCUGAAACAGCAGCCACAGCAGCUGAGUCGGAGGAAGUCAAGGACGCGGCCCAGGCAGUGGUAGAGGGGCCAGCUGAAGAUCAAGAAGAAGCCAAAGUAAUUGUACCAGCAGAAGCCUCAGCUGCACCACAAGCUGCAGCACUUGAUACCAAACCGGAAGAAGAGCAAUCAGAGACUUUGGCUCAGGUGCAGCUGAGUGCUGAGUCACAAAUUUCUCAAGCUGCAGACGAGACAACUGCAGAGAGACAAAUUAUGCCCAAUCAGGCUAGCGCACAGCCUGAAGAGCUCCAACUGUCAGUUCAGCUCAAUGAAGAGUCAAUUCCAGCGGCCUCGGAUGAACCUGCUCCAACUGAGCCGCCCGCAGCCACAACUGUGCAGCUGAUCCCAACGAUUGCUGUGACAAGCAACCAGAAGCGCAGUGCGAAGCGUUUCUCCAAAAUACCCGUGAGAACGCUGAGCACAAGUAGCCUGCACAGGGAAAGCAGAACUGAUACGCCAGUUGAGGCUGAAGUGGCAACUGAAGCAAGCUCCGAGGCGACACCAAAUGUGGAGCAAGAGCUGCCAACAGCUGAACAGGCUGCGGUAGCCGUUGUAGUUACGCCCAGCGAGGAGGUGUCAGAGGAAGUUUUCGAAGAUGCAGCAGAGUUCAGCAGCGAGGAGCAACGCCAACCUGACGACUCUCCCUCCGACACAGAGCUCUACAGUCUGGACAGUGAAGAGCAUCCAGCUAAGUCGCCAGACAGUGCUGAGGUGUUGCUCGUACUGAGCCCAGAGCAAGCAAUCGGCAGCUCGAAUCUAGUUCAGUCGGCCAGCAAUACAACAAUCAGUUCGCACUCAAGUGAUGAGGUGGAGCCAGUGGUCUUUAAGGAGUUCAUACCGUCGGGCGACCCAGCCAAGCAGAAUCUGAGUGAGCUCGUCGAGGACACCCAACGUCUGAUCAAGCAAAUGCGCGAUGAGAUCAGCAUGGAUGAGUUUGAGUCCACUGAUGAAGACGACUACUCCGAGGACUAUUCCGAUGAGUACGAUGAGGGCGAAGAGGAAGGCUGGUAUGACAGCGAGGGCGAGGAAGAAGAGGGCACCUACAACGAGCAAGCCUCGCUUAUUGAGGAGGCUUCGAGUGGUGCCGCUGGCCUGCUCGACGAAGAAGCCACUGAGAUCGAAGACAUUAUGGAGGAGGAUGAGUUUGAAGCUGAAGCUGAGAUAAUGGGAGAGCAGAGAGCUGACAUACAAGAAACAGUCACGAGCACCUCAUCAGUCACGCCCACAAAUCAUGAAAAUGAGGCAACUGAAACCGUUUCCUUUGCAGCCAGCGCCGCCGUUGAGCCAACAACUGCAGCUGCUGCUGCAGCGAAGGCUGAAGAUGCUGUGAACGAAGUUGUGGAGUCAAUUGCUCCAGCAGCUCCACUCAUACCUCUAACCGAAAGUAGACCAGCCGAGCUGCCUGCGGAGAUUGUAUUAGAGGCGGAGCCUACACCAGCUGUGGCAACGGAACCAAUUGCUUUGCCCCUCAUGCCCGAUCCACCCAUUGUCGACUCCGAAACCCGUCCAGUGGAACUGCCAAGCGAAACAGUAUUGGAAGAGCCCAAAAAGGUAAACCCCACAAAGACAACCAAAACUGAGCCACAAAACACAGCCAAAGCAGGCAGCACACCCAAAGCCAGCAAAAUACCUAAGCUAGCAACAAGUGAUAACAACACAGCAACAAAUAACACAACAACAACAACAACAACAACAACAACAACAGCAAGAACCAACAUCAAGAAGUUGCCAUUGCGUUCCAAGUCCUUUUCGGCGCCCAUGGGCAUCUCCUCCGUGAAGCGCAUACAGCAGGAGUUCCUGCAGAAGCAAACUCAAUCGAAUGCAACCAGCAACAGUCGUGUGCCGCUCAAGAGUAGCCCCAGCAACAAGAAGUCCUUGAGCGAUGCCAUCAAUAAGUUCAAUACGAAAACCAACUUGAACGAAACACCCAGCAGCAGUGCUGCGGUAAAUGCCCUGCUCAAGCCGCGCAGUCAGCCGCGUAUACCCAAGAAGAAGUAUCACGAGACCUGCUUCUCGGACGACGAUUACGAUACCUCGGCAACCGAGGAGGACGAGCAGGAGCAGCUGCCGGCCUCAAUUAAGGCAGAGCUGCUGCAGCGUAAGCUCAGCAUACCAGUCUUUCGCGCCUACCCCAGUGUCCAGGAAGCAGUCAUUGAGGAGCCGGCGGUGCUGGCACGCAAGUUCGUGGAGCAGCAGCUGGUGACAAGCAUUGCGGAAGCACAAAUUGCCGCCACAUUGGUCAACAUGAAGUUCCAGGAGGACGUUGCCUUGUGGGCCGCCCGGGAGUGCUCCGAUCUCGAUCAAGCCAUAUCCAUGUUGCAGCAGGAGUGCGAGCUGUGCAUGAACAACUAUCCCAUGAAUCAGAUUGUGUCCAUGCUCAAGUGCACACACAAGUGCUGCAAGCAGUGCGCUAAGAGCUAUUUCACCGUGCAGAUUACCGAUCGCAGCAUCAACGACUGCAGCUGCCCGUACUGCAAGCUGCCCGAGCUGAGCAACGAGCUGCAGCAUGAGGAUGAGCACUUGGAAUACUUCUCCAAUUUGGACAUAUUUCUGAAGAGCAUUUUGGACAACGAUGUGCACGAGCUGUUCCAGCGCAAGCUGCGUGAUCGCACCCUACUCCAGGACCCCAACUUCAAGUGGUGCAUACAAUGCUCGUCGGGCUUCUUUGCCCGGCCCAAGCAGAAGCGCUUGAUAUGCCCCGACUGUGGUUCGGUGACCUGCGCCCAAUGCCGCAAGCCCUGGGAGCGACAGCACGAGGGCACCAGCUGCGAGGCGUAUCUCGAAUGGAAGCGAGAAAACGAUCCGGAGCUGCAGGCACAGGGGGUGCAGGAGCAUUUAGCCCAGAAUGGCAUCGAUUGUCCCAAGUGCAAAUUUCGCUACUCGCUGGCCAGGGGCGGCUGCAUGCACUUCACCUGCACUCAGUGUAAGUUCGAGUUCUGCUACGGCUGCGCUCGACCCUUUAUGAUGGGCGCCAAGUGCACCAUAUCGCCAUACUGUGCCAAGCUGGGCCUGCACGCGCAUCAUCCCCGCAAUUGUCUGUUCUAUCUGCGGGACAAGAUACCGAUGCAGCUGCAGUUUCUGCUCAAGGAGCACAAAGUGAAGUUCGACACGGAGCCAGUAGAGCUGGACAAUGAGCCCAGCAGCUCGAGCAAGGCACGUGCCCAGGCGCGCUGUCCCAUACCACUGCAAAAGGAGACGCCACAGGGUCUGGUGGACACCGUGUGCAAUAGCGAGGUGCCGGACAAGCAUGCGGGCAUGUGUCGCACACAUUACGUCGAGUAUUUGGCUGGCAAGGUGGCCAAGGCCAGCAUCGAUCCGUUGCCCAUUUUCGAUUUGACGGACUGUGUUCAGGAGCUGCGUAGGCGUGGCAUCGCAUUGCCAGAGCGUGGGCCCUGGGACACCGAUGAGAUCUACAAGACCAUGUGCUCUGAGGUAAUCAAACAACGUAUACCAUUGAAAUCGGUCUGAGUGCCUGAGAAAUUGUAUAUGGACUGAAUGUGGUUCUUCCUGAUCUACUUGGGCCGUCGACUCUUCUGCGACUCUUUUGCGCAUAAAUAACUCAUAUUCUAUAUAGACAUUUUUUAUACAUUAUCUGUAAAUUUUAGCGACUUUAUUUACACCCAGACGCACACGCACGACAUAUUUGUUUUAGCUAGUAAACAAUUCGCAUCGUUUAAAUAUUUUUUCAACAUUCAGCCAAGACACAAACCAUAGACGUAGAGCAGACUCAUGGCAUCUAAUAGCAUUCAAU